Messenger RNA from Drechmeria coniospora, 5160 nucleotides. RefSeq lists its product as uncharacterized. Lineage: Eukaryota; Fungi; Ascomycota; Sordariomycetes; Hypocreales; Ophiocordycipitaceae. Gene Ontology annotation, biological process: regulation of cell shape. Gene Ontology annotation, molecular function: protein binding. The record is from RefSeq and is a predicted model, not a curated record. The transcript is spliced from 4 exons. The coding region runs from base 1 to 5160 and encodes 1719 amino acids.
AUGGCUUUCCUCUUCAAGUCCAAGAAGAGCCAGGAUCGCGCGUUGGCGAGCCGCGACGGGGGCAACUCUGGCUCCCAAGGCUCUAUCCAAAGUGCCGGUGGCUCUCGCGUCGCCCGCGACGAAAAGGCAGGCCUCCAUCAGCGCUCAACGCCGACGGGUAGUCUCAACUCGCUGGACAACGAUGGUAGCGCCGGGAGCCCGGAGCGAACCGUCGCUCGUCGCGGAGGUGGAAACCUGGACACGGCCCCGUCCAACGAGCUACCCCCUCAGCUUCGAAACGGCCCCCAGCAGACGAACCCGACUGCUUCGCUCUACCCUUGGUCGCAGCGCCGGUUAACCUAUACCUCGUCCCAUCCGAGUCCCUUUCCCCGCUACGGCGCCGCCGUCAAUGCCACGUCGUCGAAGGAGGGCGACAUCUACUUGAUGGGAGGCUUGAUCAACAGCUCCACCGUCAAGGGCGACCUCUGGAUGAUUGAAGCUGGCGGCAAUAUGGCCUGCUACCCUCUUGCCACCACCGCCGAGGGCCCCGGGCCGAGGGUGGGCCACGCCAGCUUGCUCGUCGGAAACGCUUUCAUUGUCUACGGCGGAGACACCAAGAUCGAGGAAUCGGAUGUUCUUGACGAAACCCUCUACCUUCUCAACACUUCAACGCGACACUGGUCUCGAGCCCUCCCGGCUGGCCCCCGCCCCUCCGGCCGAUACGGCCACUCGCUCAACAUCCUCGGCUCCAAGAUAUUCAUCUUCGGCGGCCAAGUCGAAGGCUUUUUCAUGAAUGACUUGUCCGCCUUCGACCUUAACCAGCUGCAGAUGCCCAACAACCGUUGGGAGAUCCUCGUCAAGGGCGAGGCGUCUCCAAAAGUCCCGGCCGCACGAACGAACCACUCGGUCAUCACUUUCAAUGAUAAGAUGUAUCUCUUCGGCGGCACAAACGGCUUCCAGUGGUUCAAUGACGUCUGGUGCUACGACCCAGCCGUCAACGCCUGGACCCAGCUGGAUUGCAUAGGCUACAUUCCCGCCCCCCGGGAGGGCCAUGCCGCGUCCAUUGUUGACGAUGUCAUGUAUAUCUUCGGCGGCCGCACAGAGGAGGGCAGCGAUCUGGGUGACCUUGCGGCCUUUCGGAUAACUACGCGCCGCUGGUACACGUUUCAAAACAUGGGCCCAUCACCCUCUCCUCGCUCGGGACACAGCAUGACGACGGUUGGCAAGUCCAUCGUCGUUCUCGGUGGUGAGCCGAGUUCAGCCGCUGCUACCAUCAACGACCUCGGCAUACUCUAUGUAUUGGACACGGGCAAGAUUCGAUACCCCAACGACAGCCAGCAGCAGCAGGGGGCCCAGAAGGCGCUCCCAACUCGCCAAAUGAGCGGCAGCGUGCCGAGUGGCAACGAGCUCCAGAACCCUCCGCGCCAAAUGCCGCCUCGUGACGGAGCGACGGCACCGAUGGACACCAGGAGAUUGACUGGAGCGCUCCCUGGCAGCUUCCCCAACGGAAACAUGUCGCCUCCACCAGGUGCCGAGGCCAGCACAGCUAAAGCUGCCCCGACUGCCGCAGCCGCCGCAGCCACCGCCGGGGUUGCCGGGGCCGCUGCCGGGACCGUCAUAUCGAAGUCGCUGCCUACCCCCGCGGCCUCGAGCCCUACUGGACCACCCCCGCAAGGGCCCAUACCAGCCAAGCCGGUGGCUGCUGCUGCUGGCAGCGGACAAACUCGCGGCCCGUCCAUUGAGCGUCCCGCCGAGCGUCCUGUCGAGCGUCCCGUCGAGCGUUCUGCCGAGCGUCCCGCUGAGCGUCCUGUCGAACGUCCCGCUGAACGUUCUGUCGAGCGUUCUGUCGAGCGUCCUGUUGAGCGUCUCGCCGAGCGUCCUGCCGAGCGUUCUGUCGAGCGCCCUGUCGAUCGUCCCGCCGAGCGUCCUGCCGAGCGUCCCGCCGAGCGUUCUGUCGAGCGCCCUGUCGAGCGUCCCGCCGAGCGUCCUGUCGAGCGUCCCGCCGAGCGUUCUGUCGAGCGUUCCGUCGAGCGUUCUGUCGAACGUCCUGUCGAACGUCCUGCGGAGCGUCCUGUCGAACGUCCCGCCGAGCGUCCAGUUGAGCGUCCCGCUGAGCGUUCUGUCGAGCGUCCCGCCGAGCGUCCUGUCGAGCGUCCCGUCGAGCGUUCUGCCGAGCGUCCCGCUGAGCGUCCUGUCGAACGUCCCGCUGAACGUUCUGUCGAGCGUUCUGCCGAGCGUCCUGCUGAGCGUUCUGUCGAGCGUCCCGCCGAGCGUCCCGCCGAGCGUCCUGUCGAGCGUCCUGUCGAGCGUCCUGUCGAGCGUCCUGUCGAGCGUCCUGUCGAGCGUCCUGUCGAGCGUCCUGUCGAGCGUCCUGUCGAGCGUCCUGUCGAGCGUUCUGCCGAUCGUCCUAUCGAUCGGGCCCCUGAACGUGUUGCCGAGCGUGUCGUCGAGCGUUCCCCCCCCACCACCGAGCUGCCGAGCAGACCAGCUCCAGCCCCCAUGAAUCGCGAUCCGACUGCCGAGAACGAUGCUCCUGCUCUCAAUGGACAGCGAACGUUGGCCCUGCUUGAAUCAGGUUCGGGGCCAGAGGUGACAAUCCAUGGGCCAAACAGCACCAAACUGCCGCGGCACAUGUCAUCCCGCGGUUCCAUAGAUAGCGCAACAGAACAUACCCACAAGGCCGUCCGACCGUCAUCUCCCCCACCUUCUACCCGCCAGGCCACCAGUACUGCUUCUAAACGAUCAUCGGGACGCAAUUCGCAGACGGUUGCUCUUCUCAAGGAGCUGGAUACGUCACGAAAUCGGAAUGCCUGGUAUGCAUCGGAACUCGAGCUAGCUCGCAAGGCUGGGUACGUCACAAGCGCAAGCUGGAGCCCGACGCUCGAUGCCAACGCAACGGAAACUUUUGACGACGAUGACCGCCCUCUCAUUGAGGCGCUCCUCGCGAUGCGGACCGAGCUGGCCAAUGUCCAGAGUGCCGUGGACAAGCAGGCCGUCCUUGCUGCCAAGCAGAUUGCCGAGGCAGAGAAACAGCGCGAUGCGGCAAUUCAGGAAGCAGUCUACGCCAAGGCAAAGAUGGCUGCACAGCCUGGAAGGUCCGCCAACAGCACUCCUCAGCAGGACGCGGACCGAGAUGAAGUGGGCGAUAGGGACAGCGAGAUCGGCAGGAGGUUCGCCUCUGCGCUCCAUCUGCAAAAGGGUCUUCAGUCACAGUUAGACCAUGCCAAGGCAGAGUUGGAGUCCGAGCGAGCUGCUCGGAAGUUGGCGGACGAUACCACCACGGCCGCUCAGAAACGGAUGUCCGAUCUCGAGAGUUACAAGCAACAUACAUCGACCGAGGUGGAGCGGCUAAAGGCAGAGCUGCACCUUGUGCAGCGCGAGGCACGCGAGCAUUCCGUCUCCAGCGCCGAGGCGGUUGCCGCCUUAGCCUUGCUCAGGAUCGAGAAGAACGACCUCGCCACCAAGUACGAAGACGCCGUGGGCAAUUCCAGAGACUACAACGAGACGUUCGAGUCGCUUCGAAGUGCCAUGACCGCCUCAGAAGACGCAAAGGCGCACCUGGAAAGGGCACUGCAGAAGGAGAGGGCGCAACGAGAGGCGAUCGAAUCCGAUUUCAACCAGCUCCGGGUCGAGCACGAAGCCCGCACCGCGGAGCUCCUCGCUUCCUCGCAGCGCCUUCGAGCUACCGAAGAACUGGCCGAGAAGCACGCCAACGAAGCCAAGGCGCAUCGACAAGCCGUCAACACUGGCCUGGAUAGGGUGCUGUCCCGGGAGGCCCCCGGGGCGACCAAGGCAGAUGCCGAACGCGUCGUUGUGCUCCAGGGCCAGGUGGUUGCGGCCAACACGCUGGUCAAGAAGUACCAGCAAGAAGCGGACGCUGCCGCCGACAAACUGCGGAGUGCCGAAGAGCGCAUCGCUGGGCUGGAACAGUACCAGGAGCAGUCUAGCCGAGAAGGCGUCGCCAUACGGAGGCAGCUACAAUCGUCUUUGAGGGAGGUGCAAAGCUUGCAGGCUGCGCACUCGGACGUCAAGAACCAACUGGCCGCUCAGCAGCUCGAGACGAACGCGAUGUCGGUGCAGCAUACCGCGCUGAAGGACAUACUCAGCGAGCGCGGUAUCAGCCCGUCGGGCGCCGUUCGAUCUCGCGGUUUGGUGAGUCCGCCGUCGAAGUCGCCGGACCAGACCCGUCUGCGGGAGCUCGAGUCCCAGCUCGUCAGCUCAAACGCUGCUCACGAGGAGACGAAGCAAGUUUUCGCCGCCCAGGCCCAUGAAUCAGAGACGGCGUAUCGUGAAAAGCUUUCGCAGCUCGAGAGUGACUAUCAGUCGGCCGUGCACUACGUCAAGGGAACCGAGAAGAUGCUCAAGCAGCUCAAGGAACAGCUCUCGCGGUACAAAACCGACAACGCUCGUUUGAAGACGGAGAUGGAGGAGCUCCAGGGCCACGUACGAACCGGCGAGGAACGACGAGCGGUACAGGACGACUGGGAAAGCGAGCGCGGCGCGCUGCGCGAGAGAAUCGAGGAUCUCGAGAAGGAGCUCCACAGCUCCGGCGCGCGCCUCGAGAAGAGCCUGAAGGAUGUGAAGUCGGAGUUAGCCGAGUCCGUCCGGCAGCGCGACCAGGCUGUCAAGGCCCGUGAGGAGGCAACGAAGUCAUUGAGCUCGCACCGCAAGGACCUCGAGCAGCUCCAGUCCGAGAACGCGCUUCUCGAGCAGCGCGCCACCGACGCGGAGGAGAAGGUGUCUCUGCUGCUCAACCAGGUCGAGCAUUCCGUCGACAGCUAUCGCCGUCAGAGCCGGCAGCCGAUUGCUGGAUCGGAUGCCAUGGUCGCCGGCACCAACAACUUGAACCUGGGUCAGGGUCAAGGGCACGGUCAGAACCACACUCGAAGCGACAGCUCCGAAACGGAGAGCGCGUAUGGUGGCAACGGUACCGAAGCCAGGAAUAGUGCCGCGCUCGACAACCUCGCAAGCGAGCUCGAGACUCUACGCAGCCACUGGCAAGCAACCAACAAGAACUACCGAUUGAGCACCAACUUUGAUUUCGACCAGCCUACAUCCCCCGGUAAGCAGUCCGAGCCUGGUUCCGCCGGCCUUGGACUGAGCGAGAGCCUCGCCGACUGGAGGAAGAGGCUCGACGCCGAUGACGCUCACGCCGAUGCACCAAAGUCGCGUAAGAGCUGA